This is a messenger RNA of Eubalaena glacialis (North Atlantic right whale), 1499 nucleotides long. RefSeq names its product centrosomal protein of 78 kDa-like. Lineage: Eukaryota; Metazoa; Chordata; Mammalia; Artiodactyla; Balaenidae. Gene Ontology annotation, cellular component: centrosome. The transcript has 7 exons. The record is from RefSeq and is a predicted model, not a curated record.
GCGGUGCGGCGCAAACAGUGGGCUGCCUCCUCCGCCGCUGCUUCAGGGGGCCAGUCACGCAGAGCCCGGGGCGAGCCGCCCCGAGGAGCCUGGCGCCCGCGGACAGGAUUGGCCACAAAGAAACCUGUAAGUAAUGGAAGGAAACACUCUGCUGGUAAAGAAUGUUAUGCUCCUGAACCUCUACCACCUGGUGUGUCUGGUUUCCUGCCGUGGCGUACUGCAGAAUGUGCAAAAAGCAACAGGGGCUUUCCAUUCAUCAGACUCGUGAUGUAUGUAGUCAGGUGCAGGUCCAUCAGAAUUUCCUGUGACUGUGACAGUAGACAGUCCUUCCUCCUCAGAAAUCGAAGAGGUCGAAGAUUCCUCAGAAAGUGUUCAGGAAGAGCCAGAGAAAAUCAAUUUGAAACAAGAAGCAUUGCAGGCCUUCAUGCCCACUCAUUGACAAGCAUGAUCCUGGAUGAUGAAGGUGUUUUGGGCAGCACUGAGAAUUCUUUUCAGAAGUUCCAUGCUUUCUUGGAUCUCCUUAAAGAUGCUGGGCUUGGGCAGCUGGCCACAAUGGCUGCUAUAGAUCAGUCAGAUUUUCAUUUACUAGGUCGUCCCCAGAUGAAUUCUACUGUUAGCAGUCCACCUAAAGAAGAAAAGAAGGCACUUGAAGAAGAAAAAUCAGAAUCAAAGCAGAGUGCCCCAGUAUAAACGCAAAAUCUCCAAUUUCAGAAAAUUACAGGUGAUGCUGGGAUUCCUUUGCCUCUCGACUCCUUCCAUGUCCCAGUCUCUACUCAGGAGGCCUUAGAAACUUCCAAAGACAACCUGGGGGUCCCAGUCACAGAGCAGCGGCAGGAGCCUUUUGAAGAUUUCAUUGCUAGAACAUGUUCUCCUUCAGCAGACGUCAUUUCUGGAACUGGAAGUCAAAGAAAAGAAGAGGAAUUAUCUAGAAAUAGCAGGUCUUCUUCAGAGAAAAUGAGCAAAGCAGGUGAAUAUACCAAAAAAUACUCUGCUAAGAAACAACCUGGGAAGGACCUGCAUUCCUGCUCUGACUCACCUGUAAAGCAGAAAAGCAAAGGAAUUGGGCAAAAUAAUUCUUUGCUUAAUGAACCAAUUAGAAAUGAGUCUUCAAAAAAACACAUUUUUGUUAAGAAAGAGAGUAGAAUAGUGACUGUUUCAUCAAAGACAACUAAAAGUAAACUCAAUCUACUAGAACAUUCUGAAAGUGAUACUCUUGGAUCUGAUUGUGAAUUUCAAGAAAGCAUCCAUACUCCAUCACACCUAACAUAGGUCUAAAUCUUUUAAAAUCUUUUAAAAUUAUGUUUUUGCCUUCAAAUUUUAAUAAAUUACUUAUGUUUUUAUUAUAGCAUAUGGUGUUUUAAAAUACUUGACUGGAAGCCAUUAGAGAAAGAUUUAUCUAUACUUUUUUAUUAUAAUGAAAGUUUUGGUGUAUUUUUCCUUGUGAUAGUUUGCACCAUUCAUUCAGCUAGUGUUUACUGAGGGCUUCAUAUGUACCGUAC